GACUGGCUGCAAUAAGACAUUCCUAACAUAGAGUAAGCUUUAUAAAAAACAAUCGCCGUACUUAAGUAGGUCCUAACUGAAGAGACCACUCAUCGCCGCUAUUGCUACACUCAGCCUAGUUUGCUGACGACGACGGAAGAAGGACACGAAACGCACUCUUAAAGUGAUAUAUACUGGUGUAUUUUGUUACAAGAUGAUAUGGUGACAGGCAGCCAUUAACAGCGAAGAUAAACAGUUAGUAUUCGAUCUAAACGUUGUGUUGUGGCAAUGUUUUAAGCAACGCUAACAGUAUUUCGACAAAAAAAAAAAAACAGAAAAAAACGUGCGAUGGAACCAAAUACCGUUACUAAUUGACGCAAGAAAAACCACCGACGCACGCAUUUGGUUGGACAACAAACUACUGCAAGAGAUUACCCUUUUUCUUCAUUAAUAACAAAAGUAUCCUCGACAACAAGGUUUGUGUUCAACUAGCACGUAAAGGACUGUAUUACAAAGAAAGCCUUAUCGCUUCAGGGUUUUCAAGAGACGGGGGUCAUUUAGUGGCUGCAUUAACGGAGACAGAUUUUGUGAAACAACGCUUUAUAAGAAAUCUUGAUUCUCGAAAGAGAUCAGCAAUAGUUUUCAACUUACGGAAGCCGAGUAUGUAUUAAUGAACCAUACUUUGUACGAAACGGUUGAGUAAUGUCGAACUUAUCAGCGAAUAUUUCCACUAAUACGACUCUUGGAUGGCCACCUUACGUGCACGAACCGCACUUACUCAGGAUUAUACGGCUUAUUUUUGUUUCUUUGCUGGCCAUACUUGGUCUCCUUGGAAACCUAUGGGUUGCUAUUAAAGUAUCUAAGCGACGCUCACCACUGUCGUCGUAUAUUUGCAAUUUAGCAGUAGCUGAUAUGGGGGUAUUGGCGCUAAGCUUUCCUAUUGCUAUUAUUAAGGAGCAAAUGCCUACCAAUUGGCCUUUAGGGUCGUUUUUCUGUCAGUAUUUGUACCCGUUGACAGAGGUAUUUCAUGGAGCAUCGAUAUGGAGCAUUGCGGCCAUUGCAGCAGAAAGAUAUCAUGGAAUGAAGAUAAGAACUCCCAGUAAAAACAAUGGCAAACGAACACAUGUUUGGUACAUUCUGGCAGUGAUCUGGUUUUCUUCCUUCACUUUUACCUCGCUGCCAUUAUUCUUUUUUGUUAAAUACCAGAAAGUUGACCAGGGUAAAUUCUGCAUUGUUGUCUGGCCUAAGAGUAUGCAGGUGGUGUAUGCUGUUAUCUUAUCGUUGCUAUGGUACUUAUUACCGCUGACAGUUGUACUGUUUACAUACAUCUACAUCUCAAGCUUGUUACGUAGUAGUACAACGUUUCACCGUCAAAGCUUAAAACAUCUCAAGCACACUCCUCUGAGUUUUCGCUUAAGUGCAACAGAAACACGCAGAAUGAAGGAAAAUAAGCGAGCACUGAAGAUUUUGACUCCUAUGGUGUUGGUAUUUACCAUAACAAUGCUACCACUGAAUACUCUAAGAGUUGUCCUUUCACUUCGACCUGAGUUAACUAUGUGGAAGUACUUCCUGGUUGUGUAUAACCUGUCAGUAAUUGCUAUUACAGUGAAUAGUGCUGCUGAUCCUUUGAUUUAUUUUAUCGUUACAAACAAUUUCCUGCCUAACUCUUUUUGUCAGGUUUUUAAAUGGUUAAAAUGUUUUCGAGAUGUGGACACACGAUCACAAGUUUUACAGCGAAGAAAAAAUUGCAUGGAAACCAUGCAGUUACAGAGGUUUGACACUAGAGACUAGCUACCUCUAGAUAUGUACCGUAUAUUACAUCCUACCUCUAGAUAUGUACCGUAUAUUACAUACCUACCUCUAGAGACUAGCUACCUCUAGAUAUGUACCGUAUAUUACAUACCUACCUCUAGAUAUGUACCGUAUAUUACAUACCUACCUCUAGAUAUGUACCGUAUAUUACAUAUUAAAUCAUUGAUAUUAUUGCCG
Molecule: messenger RNA, 1968 nt
Organism: Exaiptasia diaphana
Lineage: Eukaryota; Metazoa; Cnidaria; Anthozoa; Actiniaria; Aiptasiidae
Product: QRFP-like peptide receptor
Exons: 2
Coding region: 682-1770 (362 amino acids)
Biological process (GO): G protein-coupled receptor signaling pathway
Cellular component (GO): membrane
Molecular function (GO): G protein-coupled receptor activity
Source: RefSeq, a predicted model, not a curated record